Macrosiphum euphorbiae (potato aphid) is the source of this 375-nucleotide messenger RNA. The record is from the annotation of a GenBank genome assembly. NCBI's taxonomy places the organism in Eukaryota, Metazoa, Arthropoda, Insecta, Hemiptera, Aphididae.
AUGUUGAAUCACUUAGAAGGCCACAUAAAAACAGCAAUUAAAACACCACUUUUUAAACGGUAUGAUAGUAAUCAAUCAAGACAAAUUUUACAAAAAAUAAGUUUUCUAGAUCCAAGAUACAGAAGUCAUUACAUUGAAUCACCUCAAAAAGAUUUAAUUAUAAGUUUAAUUAAACAAGAAAUGGACGACAUUGGACACCAAGCAGAAGUUGAUGAGCACUACAAAAACACAAACACUAGUGGAUUGGCUGCAUUUUUGGGAAACCUUUCAAGUAAACAUGUUGAAACAAAUACAAUACAAGAUUUGAAUCAAAUAGAACUUGAAAAAUAUUUAUCAUUGCCAAGUGUUGGUUUAAAUUGUAAUCCCUUACAAUAG